GACGCCGGCCACCGCCCGGGGCCCGUAUCCCGCGACUUCGAAAACUCCCGCGGCGGCCGCCGCAGCUCUCGCGAGAACUCCGCCCCCGGCCCCGCCCCCCGCGCGGCGGGUGAGCGACCGAGGAGUGAAAUACGGCAAAGAGCAAAUUCACUGGCCCUGACUACUGAUGUGCAGGAAGUGUCUUUUCCAUCUACUGCUCCUCCAAUGCUUUGAAGAAUGCGAGACUUAAGGGCUCGGGCAACGAGCAGUCUGCUGCGGUUUCCAGAGGUGACUAUUCAGGCACUUGGGGAAGAUGAGAUACGCCUGGAUUCUGUGCUGUGCGGGAAGUUUUCUGGAGGGAGAAAUGUCCUGGCCUGGCUGGCGUGUGGUCCUCAGCUUGAGGUAGUGAACUCUGUGACAGGAGAGCGGCUCUCUGCGUAUCGUUUUGGUGGAGUAAAUGAACAGCCCCCCACUGUUCGUGUGGUAAAGGAGUUUUCCUGGCAGAAGAGAACUGGACUGCUGGUUGGGUUGGAAGAAUCAGAGGGAAGUGUGCUCUGUCUGUACGACCUUGCGAUAUCAAGAGUGGUUAAAGCAGUUGUUCUUCCGGGAAGGGUAACAGCUAUAGAACCCAUAACUAACGAUGGAGGAGCGAGCGUGAGCACUCGGCACCUGCAUCAGAGUCUGCGAUGGCUCUUUGGAGUGGCAGUGGUGGCUACAGACGUUGGCCAUCUACUUCUGGUUGACCUUUGUCUGGAUGAUUUGUCUUGCAGUCAGAAUGAAAUAGAAGCAUCAGAUCUAGAAGUUGUCACCAGAAUUCCUGCUGAAGUUCCACAAAGAAGAGAAACUGUGACCAGAGAAGGGAGACAUCUCUGUUUUGAAUUACAAAAUCCAUCAGGAACAGCAAUAUCAACGCUGUGCUACAUAAGCAGAAGCAAUCAGCUUGCUGUGGGUUUUUCUGAUGGCUACCUGUCGCUAUGGAAUAUGAAAAGUUUGAAGAGGGAGCACCACUCUCAGCUUGAAGGAGGAAGGAUUCCUGUCUAUGCUGUUACCUUUCAAGAGCCCGAGAAUGAUCCUCGCAAUUGUUGCUACUUGUGGGCUGUUCAGUCUACACAGGAAAGUGAAGGUGACGUUGUGAGUUUACAUCUGUUGCAGUUAGCAUUUGGUGACAGAAAACGCUUGGCUUCAGGACAAGUCAUGUAUGAGGGCUUGGAAUACUGUGAUGAAAGGUACAGUUUAGAGCUCACGGGUGGAGUGUUUCCCUUGAGAGGGCAGACCAGCAAUACUAAGUUACUCAGCUGUCAGACCGUGGAAAAAUUUCGCAACCACGUUGACAGAGAGGACAGUGUUAAUGAAGUAGUGUCUCCUGACACCAGUGUAUCAAUCUUCAGCUGGCAAGUGAAUACCUAUGGUCAGGCAAAACCAUCUACCUAUUUGGGUGUAUUUGACAUUAAUCGCUGGUACCAUGCUCAAAUGCCAGAUUCACUAAGGCCAGAAGAAUUCCUUCACGAUUGCCCUUACUUUGCAUUGUGGUCACUGGAUUCUGUAAUAAGCAUGACUUCUCCAAACCUCAUUUUGGAUAUUCUGGUACAUGAGCGGAGUCUAAGUCGGGGAGUUCCUCCUUCUUAUCCACCACCUGAGCAGUAUUUUAAUCCAAGCACCUAUAAUUUUGAUGGUACGUGCUUGCUGAAGUCUGGAGUUGUUCAUAUGACUUGCACCGGCUUCCAGAAGGAGACCUUGAAUUUUUUGAAGAAAUCUGGCCCUUCAGUAAGUGAAGCCAUUCACGAUAGCUACAGUCGGUGUCUUGCAGCUGGCCUGCUGUCUCCAAGACUAGCGGAUGUCCAGCCCUCGAGUUUGAGUCAGGAGGAACAGUUACAAGCAGUAUUGUCAGCUGCUGUCCACACAGGUUCUUUAGAGCUUCUGACUGGAUGCAUUAAACAUUGGACAUCUGAAGAGCAGCCAAAUUCUGCUGCUAAUUUACGGUUUGUUCUUGAGUGGACAUGGAACAAAGUGAUCUAUGCAAAACACGAAUUUGACCAAAUAGGCAUUCCUCUGUUUGAUGGCUCUUGCAACUUCAUUGAUCCACAGACAUUACAGUCUCUUCAGCACUGCCAGUUGCUUCUGAGCAACCUUAGCACAAUCUUAAACUGUUUUCUAAGAGAAGCACAGGAGCUUACGGAAAAAGGUUGUGCAGACUUGAGAAAUAAGCAGGUGGUAACCAGCCUCAUUUCUUUGUAUGCACAAGUGGUCAUCUGGUUCUGUCGAUCCAGUCUCCUCCCAGAGGGUUUAGAUGAUGAUAUGCAUUUGUCUAGACCUUUCUACAACUAUCCUCUGAUUCAGAGAUACUAUACUGGCCAUCGACAGAAACUUGAGCGUUUAUCAGGAGGAAAAUGGGAUUCUGACUGCUUGAUGAUUGAUGGAAUGGUUUCCCAGUUAGGAGACCAAGUUGAGAAGCUGUGGCGGAGAGAUGAAGGAGGAACUGGGAAAUACCCACCCGCUAGUUUACAUGCCCUGCUGGAUCUCUAUUUGCUAGAAAGCAUUGAAGAAAGCUACAAACAUGCCAUUACAAUUUACUUGCUGCUAGAUAUCAUGCAUUCCUUUCCAAAUAAAACAGAGACUUCAAUUGACUCCUUCCCUACGGCCUUUGGUAUCCCUUGGGGUCUUGUGAAGCUUAUUCAAGGUUAUUGGCUUCUAGAUCACAACGAUUACGAAAAUUCCCUGGCCCUGCUCUUUCAUCCAGCUACAAUCAAAACUGUGUCAUGGCAACACAGGAGGAUUAUUCAAGCCCUCAUGAGCCAAGGAGAGCAUAGGCGAGCCCUCAGAUACUUACAGAUGAUGAAGCCAUCAAUGUCAAGCAGUAGCGAAGUGCGGCUUUUCCUCACCGUGUUGUUGUCCAAUAGGUGCAUGGUGGAGGCUUGGGGUCUGUUGCACCAACACACCACUAAGUUAAAUACGGAAGAGCUGUUAAAGCACAUGUAUGAGCUCUGCCAGGAGAUGGGACUAAUGGAAGACUUGCUGAAGCUGCCUUUCACAGACACUGAACAAGAGUGUCUGGAGAAGUUUCUACAGACCAAUGCUGGUGUUCAGAAUCAUGAAUUUCUUCUAGUCCACCGUCUGCAGCGUUCCAAUUAUAUCCCAGCACUGCAGUUGAAUCAGUCAAUGAAGGUUAAUCUUGUGGGUGAUCGUGAUCCUCGAUUGAGAGAGAGAGCAGUUGCUAGAAAUUCAAUAUUAGACCAGUAUGGCAAGAUCCUUCCUAGAGUUCAAAGGAAGCUGGCUGUAGAGAAGGCCAAGCCUUACCAUCUGCCUUCAUCAGUCUUAAGAGAAGUUGCAAGACCAAAGCCGUUAUCAACAGUAGCAAGACAAGCUAAUGCAGGAAAUGUGCAUACAAGAGCAACUUUCAUCAGUAAUGUAUUGUCCAAAAUUGGAGAAGUGUGGGUAGGAAAUGAGCAGAAAACCAGUUUCUCACAAUAUGAUAGCCCUAGAGCUACAGAACCACCAGCACAUCCUCUCCCUGCUGCAGAGCUGCCCGAUGCAUUUGUUGGGACACCAGUUACAAAAUUCUCACAGAAACGUUCCAGAUUGCUGGACUCGGUGGUUCGUCCUGUUCCUUCAUGUUCUGCAGCACAGGGUGGUGGCUGGCAGUCACCAUGCAGAGAUUCUACUCCAUUCAUGGCAUCCAGCCCACUGAAUUCAAAUCCGCAUGGUUCCGUCUCACAGAAGAAGUUUUUGAGAGCAUCGGAGCUGAAUUUGCUAGAGACUCCUCUGGUGGUUAAGAGAGCUAAAGAUUUGGCCAUGUCUGCUUCUGGCUUUCCUGGGUUUACUCCUCAAUCUAUCCUCAGAUCCAGCCUUCGCACCACACCCCUAGCAACUCCCUCUGCAUCUCCAGGACGAUCAGUUACUCCUCCUCUGCGAGCAAAGGAACCUAGAAUAUCCUUCAGGGAAGAGGGCUCGAGUGCACAAUGGGCUGUUGGGGUAACUGCAGAUGAUAAAUUGCUGUCUGAAGCUUCAUCUGAGCAUCAUCACAGAGUGGUGGAGGAUGCUUGGUCUGAAAGUAGAGUUAAAACAACUCUCUUUGCUCUGAGGAAUCCUGAGAAAGAUGGUGCUCAAAUGGAAGAGUCUUCAGAAAGCAUUCCUGGAGAUGGUUUGGAGAAUAUGGAUGUCAGCAAAGAAAAUAGUAAUGUUUCUGCCAGGUCAGACCAAACUACUUUGGAGUAUCACGAUGCAAAAUCACCUGGUGAUUUUGAAGAUGAUGUAAUCUUUAUAGCUGCUAAGCCAGCUAAUUAUUCCUGUGAAGAGACUGGUGAUUUUCAAGAAUUGGAGAAGGAAGAAGACAGUGAAAUGGUUGAAGAUAAACCUUUCCAGAUGGAAGAACCAGACUCAUCAGAACUAAGGAAAGAAGCUGGAUUUGUGGAAGAAUCAAAUGCUGAAUCUCUUACCCUUCCUGACAAUGGUAAAUUGGUGUUUAAAGCUGCUGAGGCUGCUGCUUUUGGGACUGCAAGUGAAAGUGAAACAAACCACCAGGAGUCCAAGAUGUCCUCCUCUUUGUCAGAAGAAAAAGUCAUGCCAGUUGCAACAAAUCCACAGCUUUCUGAAUCCCCAGAGGCAGGCAAUGAAUCUGUGAUAAGUAUCCUUGACAGUGAGGAUGUGGUCAGUGCUUAUUCAGAAAGGCACCUUGAGGAGAAGUAUGUGGAUUUGCAUAAAGAAUGUAACCUAGAAGCAGCUGAAGUUGAAGCUGAAGUUCCUUCUCCACAGGAAGAAAUAACUGUUUCUAACAGUCUUCCUAAAACUGAGGAAAUGAACGUUAUUGAAUAUCUUGUGGGUAAGGCACAAACCUCAGAAGCAGCACUUAAAACAUCACUAUACAGUGAACUACAUCCGUCAGGCAACCUGCAACACAGCUGUGAUACUAUAGAGCAACAGUUCGCUUGUGAUUUGCCUGAUAAUGAAUGUGAUGAAUGUGAUGCAGCUGAGGGAGAUGGAGAGCUUUUUAUACCCCAGAGUAAUUUUACUUUAGUCUUAGAAGGAGAUGAAGGUGAAGCGGAAAUGGGAGACCCUACGUUAGUAGGUGAUUCUAAAGCAGCUUGCACAACAACAGAGGAAAAACCUGUGAGCAAUUUAGGAAAUACUGAAAACCAAGAACAUGUUACAAACUCAGUGUCUACUGUAACUAGUGAUCAGGAAUCUCAGAAUACUGCAGAGUCACUCCCGUAUGUGCCUGAACCCAUUAAAGUAGCCAUCGCUGAGAACUUACUGGAUGUAAUCAAAGACACAAGAAGUAAAGAAUUUACAUCUGAAGCUGUGGAACAAUCUAUUCAUGAGACAAUAGGUAAAAAGGUAACUCGGUUCCAGAAGGCAAAAGCUUCCUUAACAGCUGUGGCAGAAGGUGUGGAAGAUGAAACCAGCAGACUUCAAGUAGAUUAUGUCAUCACUCCUAGAACACGUGCCAGGGGACAGCUUAGAAGUCUGAGUAUUCCAUCUGCAGGUGAUCCGCAGCUACAGAGCACAGAGAAACCAGUUCUGUUUGGACUGUCUCCUAGGAGAAGUACCAGGCGAACAAAAGAAGCAUCUGAGACUUCUAGCCUUCAAACAGAAAAAAAUGCGCAAGAGGAGCAAAUGCCUGUGACGCCUGUUACUCCGAGGAGAGGUCGGAAGCCUAAACAAGCUAAUUUAGAAAAAGUAGAAAGUGGCCAUUCUGACAAUCAAACAUCGUCCGUCAGUACACUGUCCACAGCUGUUACUCCAAGAAGAGGUUUAAGGAGAGCAAAGGAAGCUGCAUCUGCACUCUUGGAAGAGGCAAAUGAGGAAACAUCUCUUGCCAAAAGUAGCGUUAUUGCUUCUGCUACUCCCAAAAGGACUAGAGGAGGGAAAAGUUCAGUAGGAGAUCCAGAAACUGGCCAAACUGACACUGAUCGUAAGAUAAAAACAGCAGUCAGUCCCGGUAGAAGUGCAAGAAAACUGAAAAGCAUUAGUUUACAGUUUCCUGAAAAUACUGUCAAGGAUCAGGAGGUGCAGCCCAGUGACCAACUCCUUUUACCUGCACCAGCUAAAAGAGGCAGAAGAAGAAAAAUAAGUUCAUCAGAAGUUUCAGAAAAUUCUGACCUUCAUCUGUCUAAAUCAUUGCUUCCUCAAACAGAAUUUAAACUUCCUGUCACUCCUAGAAGAAGUGCUAGGAAGGGGGCACAGAAUCUCCUGGCAGACACAGAAUCUAUCUCCACUCAGGAAGACACACCUUCAGGUGGGAAGGUGGAAAUCCUUGAUACUCCUAGGAGAAGAGCAAGAAUUCCACAGGCUAAACCAGAAAAAACAGAUACUCAUGAGCAACCAUCUGCACAGCCAAAUGAGGAAUCAGCCACACCCAGGACUCCAGUUAGGACAGGGCGACGGGGCAGAAAGAGACGAUCGGUACAGGAGGAGAGCACGGGGGAGGAGGCCUUGCCCCAAGGGCCUGGUCUCAGUCCUUUGCUGCCCGACGACACAAACCCAUCGGGAUAUAGUGAAACAUCAAGAGCUUCAACAGAUCGUAUCACAAGAACCAGAUCCCACAAAACUGCCGUGCAUCAGAAACUGUCAGUUGAGGAAAAUGAGCCUUUCCUUUUCUCUCCUCCUCUCACAAAGCUGACAAAGAAAUUUAAAGCUGAGAAAGCAGACCAUCCUGUGCAGCUGAAGGAUUUAGACCCGGACUUGUCUUCUCAGUUUGUCUUUUCACCCCCUCUUCUGAGGUCAAGAAGCAAAAAUGUAUCUAGCAUUUCCCGAAUUGUGACAGAAUCAGAGCUUCCAACUAAAGAGGAAGAGGAUACCAAAUCCAUAGAGUCUGUGGGAAAGCAAAAAUUGAAGAGAGGUAGAACUGCAAAAUCAAAAGCAAAGAAAACAAGCAAUUUAUUAAUGGAAACAGAAGAGGGAGGGGAUAAAAAAGGGCAAGUGGAUCUUUGCAAUGAUGGCAUACUCUUCCAUUGUCCUAUUCCACUGUAUGAAAACCACAUUCUUAGGGUCUUUAGUUCCCCAUACAAGGCAGGAGGAGAUCAGACAAUGAGUAAAGAGACCUUCUUGUUUCUGGUUCUUUCUGGAAAACUGUUUGAGGAACCACAAGAAAAGAAGCUUCUUGGUCACCUCCACCAGUGGAAAUAAAAUUCAUCUCUCCAUUUGGAAGUCCAGUGGAUGGAACAAAAAGCAAACAGAAAGAAACCACAGACAUGGCAGAGAAGACUCUACGAAAGAACAAAAAAAGACUGUCUAAUUUUCCAAAGCCAGUUGUGCGCCGGAGGAUGCUGUAACUGUUUUUUAAGUUUAUAUUGUACACCACUGUUUGUAAAGUCAUCAAAAUUGUGUGGAUUAGUAAAAAGAAAAAAAUCAUCUAAUUUGGAAGAGAUAAUUUAUAUAAAUUAUUGUAAAAUUUCAUAAACAAAUGGUCUUCAAUAAGUAACUCCAUAUGGAGUGUGAUUUCCUCAGUCAAUGCAGUUUUCUAUUUUAUAUUAAGACUUCAUACAUUUAUAUAAUAUGUAAAUACAGCUUAUUUUAGGAAUGUUAAUAAAAAUGUAUACUUCAAAUAUGCUUACUGUCUGAUAGCUUUUUGAGGGAAUAGUGGUUGAGUGGCCUGUGUCGCUCGGAAGUUUUACUGUUGGUUUGCAAGAGUUGCUGACCCUCAAAAGUGAGGCCAGAAGCUUUUUAAGCCUUUCAAAAGUUUGCUUAGAAUUCCUUUAACAAGUCAACAUUUAAAACAUAGUAGUUUAAAUUUUAAAAAUGUUAUUUGACCUUCUGGCACAAAGAAUUGGGUUCACAGUGUAAAGGGGUAAUUCCUUCCAUUCACGGUUGAGUCGUACUGUAUUGAAGUCAGAAUGUAAACAAUUGUAUUUUAAGCUGUGCAAUAUUUUUUUGUAUUUGUCUUAAAACUUUGGGAAAGCUGCUCUUUAGUUCAUAAAACGAGAUCACACCUCAGAUGUUUCACUAUUUUACAAUUUGUUGUCAGCAAAAAAUUAACUACAGUGUGUGUGAUGCUUACAGUAGCAUAGCACAUUUAAGGGGGUGUUACCCAAAUACUUUGAAAUUUGAGCCAAUAUUAUUUUCAUGAGGGUAAUAGAAAUGCUACUAUCAUUGAAAUAAUUACUGUCUGUGAACAUAGUUUGCAAUAUUUGAAGCCUGCGUAUCACAGCACUGAAAACCUGAUGGUAAAGCUAAAAUAAUAGUCUGGAAAAGGUACAAAAAUGUACAGAAAUCUUAGUUACAAACCAUCUUAAUGAAACAAUUAUUCAAAAAUAAUCUUGGGUAAUGGAGUAAAUGUCCCUAUAAAGAUUCAAUUUGUAAAAAUAAAUUCAGAAAACCUAUUCUUUUUAAAAGCAGACAUGGAAGUACUAUUUUGGUGUGCGGUCUUUUAGACAAUGGAUUAUUUUUAUGUAUGUUAAUUUAUAUAUGGAUGCAACUUUGAAGACUACAGAAUGGUGGAACCUGACAUUAAACUUUUCAUUUAGUAAAAACUA
Molecule: messenger RNA, 8447 nt
Organism: Strigops habroptila (Kakapo)
Lineage: Eukaryota; Metazoa; Chordata; Aves; Psittaciformes; Psittacidae
Gene: AHCTF1
Product: AT-hook containing transcription factor 1
Exons: 38
Coding region: 217-7101 (2294 amino acids)
Source: RefSeq, a predicted model, not a curated record